Messenger RNA from Trichoderma asperellum CBS 433.97, 627 nucleotides. RefSeq lists its product as uncharacterized. Gene Ontology annotation, molecular function: RNA binding. The record is from RefSeq and is a predicted model, not a curated record. Gene Ontology annotation, biological process: RNA processing. NCBI's taxonomy places the organism in Eukaryota, Fungi, Ascomycota, Sordariomycetes, Hypocreales, Hypocreaceae. Gene Ontology annotation, cellular component: nuclear exosome (RNase complex); cytoplasm.
AUGGCGACUGACAUUCUACCUUCUCUCGCCAUCCCAGGCACGAUCUUGGGCCCCGCCAGCAAGUAUGCUUCGGGCCCAGGCACACACAUUUAUGGAGGCAAUAUUGUCUCUUCGCUGUUAGGCAAUGUGAACGUCACAGCACCAGCCAAGGCUCCUGGCCCAACCAAGCGACUAAAUAAAAUCACGGCGCCGUCCGUGGAAGAAUUAUCGACCAUCUCUGUUAUUAGGCGCGGCCGGAAGCGAGAGGUCCUACCGGAUGUUGGUAACACUGUGUUGGCGCGCGUGGUGCGCCUUAUGCCAAAGCAGGCCAUCGUAGUCAUUCAGCAAGUUGGCGAUACAGUUCUACAGACGGAGUGGCAAGGUGUGAUCCGGGUACAGGAUGUCAGGGCGACAGAGCAAGACAAGGUCAAAAUUCAUGAAUCAUUCAAACCCGGUGAUAUUGUUCGGGCCCAAGUCAUCUCCUUGGGCGACCAAGCCAACUACUAUCUCUCAACAGCGUCCAACGAACUCGGUGUUAUUAUGGCGACUAGCGAUGUAGGGAAUGACAUGGUUCCCAUCAGUUGGAAAGAGUUCAAAGAUCCCGACACGGGCGUGAGCGAGCCGCGAAAGGUUGCCAAGCCGAGCUGA